AUGGCAACACUAACUUUUGGUUGAUGAGCUGUUAAGUUAACGACGUGAUUACUUAGUAGUAUAAUAAAAACCAAAAGAAAAAGAAAAUGAUGUUUGAAAAUCUAAAGGAUAAAAUUAUUAAUGUUCAACAUGACCUGACCUCAAGCUUAAGAAAUCUAACUGUAGGAGAUCCUAAGAAUUUCAAAACUCAUGUUCGUGGUAAAAAAGGAGCUAGCCUGAACGCUGGAGCUGAUCUGCUUCACUAUUACAAAAGCCAGUGGGAAGAACUACACAGAACCAGUGAAGAAAAUGCUGAAGCUGCUGAAGAUGUGGCUUAUCGUAUAAGUGAUUUGAACAAGUUUUGCAGACAAGAACAAGAUUUGAUGAAGCAGUUCAAUUACCAACUCAGCCUUGCUCCUGGUCUUCACAGUAGUGUUAUGAAUCUAAUGGGAAGAAUAGGUGAGUUACAAGGAUUAUUUGAAGAAGUGGAAUCCUCAUUGCUAAAUCUAGAGAAUGUUUUAGAAACACAAGCUCUCCAGGAGAAACAGCUUGACCACCGGUUUCAGUUGGCUUUGUAUAAAGAAAAGAAAUUGGCAGCAUUUGAAGAACUUAAAGUUAAACUUGCUCAGGAACAUUCUAAGAAGGUUCAAGAGUUUGAGAUGAGGCAGCAAAAAGUUUUGAAAGAAAGACAAGAAGCCUUCCGAGAAGCUUUUGAAGAAGAAAUGCAACACUACAAGAUCCAUGGUCGUGUAGAAAGAUUAUCAAGCACUGGUAGUGCAGGGCAUCCUUUCGGGCUGGAGGAUGUGGAGUUGGAAAAUAAUGAGGUGGAUCAGUCAGCACUUGAUGCUUUUCUUGCUGAAGAACUUUCACCAGGGAGUAAAGAUGAGCUGGACACUGACAAAGAUGAGCUGGACACUGACAAAGAUGAACUGGAUACUGUCAAAGAUGAUCUGGAUAAAAGAAACAAGGAUCAUGAUAACCAAACAGUAACAAGAUGAAAAUUUAUAGCUUUAGAUAUUGCAUAGUUUUGUAACACCCAUAUACAGCAAUACAUACAGAUACUGUUACACUGUAUUAAUCUUAUUAAGUGAUCAGUCAAAAGUUUUAUUGGAUUAACUGUGCAUGGUUUAAUUUUGUAGCAUUAAGUAAUUGUUGCUUUAUUUUGAUAGUUUAUAUAAAGAAAAAUAUACUGUAAAUUUACAUGAUUUUGAAAAAUGUUCAUUUAAUAUUCAUGAUUGAUAUUUAUACAUUUGAUCUACUUUUUUAAUAAGUAGUGUUAAUGUGUAUAUUUUACAGCUGUUAUAUCACAGAUACGUGAGGCAAACCAAAGGAUUACAACAUCAUAGAUAAACAUAUCUUAGUUGAAGUUUUAGUUGUUGCAAAUUUUUCAGGAAUGAAAUUUUUUGUACAUAUAUACCAUGUAAAUAUUAAUUCUAUAUUGUAGUUUUCUCAAAAUUAACAUUUAAAGCUAUGAUACAUUCCAAGUUUUUGGUACACAAUUUUGUUUUUUAUAAGAUGCAUCUGUUCUUAACUUAUGAUCAUUGAAAUGGUGCACAAGUAAAACUAAAAUGAUCAAGCUUUAAUAUGAUUAUGUUCUUUUAGCAUAAGCUAUGGAAAAACCUAAAUAGGUUUUGAAGACAUAUUUCAGUACACUUUGUGUUGAUUUUUAUGUUUGUUAUAACUUGGUUAAUAACAUACAAAGUUGUUAAAAAUAACUUCAGAAAAGGCUAUGUGGGGAAAACUGUAGAAAUUAAUCAAAACAUAAUUUAUUAUAAGCUUGUUAAGUAUAAUCAUUUGACAUUGGGUCCAAUAAAGAAUAGUAAUAAAGUGUUUUGGAUAUGUACAUUCAUUUUGUGCUCCUGUUUCACUCUGGCAGUGAUUAAAUUACAAGUGUACAUGUUGUGAACAUAUUUAUAUUCUAGGAAAUACACUUCAUAAGUAUUCUCUA
This is a messenger RNA of Limulus polyphemus (Atlantic horseshoe crab), 1927 nucleotides long. It is a transcript of the gene Dysb, whose product is annotated as dysbindin-like. Gene Ontology annotation, biological process: negative regulation of protein kinase activity. The transcript is spliced from 9 exons. Gene Ontology annotation, cellular component: cytoplasm. The record is from RefSeq and is a predicted model, not a curated record. Lineage: Eukaryota; Metazoa; Arthropoda; Merostomata; Xiphosura; Limulidae. Bases 87 to 977 code for a protein of 296 amino acids.